GCAAUGUUGAUUAGCGUUUGAAUUGGAGUAGCGCGAUCGACUUUACCCAUCCCCAUCCCCUUCCCCUGUCGUAGCCAGUGUCAACACACAGAGAAAAUUGUAUCUCCAGAAUUCAGAAAAAUAUUCUGUUUUAAAAGCUAUUUUCGCUGUCACUUUUGGGUUGCAUGCAGUUCAGACCACUCAUCGCUCAGAUUCCUCAUUCUAUCGGCCGAAAAGUCCAAGCUCCUGCAAGAACAGCAGCAGCAGUACGAAUGCUGGCAAGCACAUCUGGGAUGUCUCACACCAAGUGCAGGAGCGAAUUUUAUGCCAGGACAAACAACACAGUCAGACGCUUCCCUGUCCCUUUAGGCAAAGUAAAUUGGGAAGUUCCGUACCCUGAGUACAAACCUACCCACUACACUUCGGAACAUGUUUUGAAAAGUCCUCCUUGGGCUGACAAGGAGGAUUUAGCGUCUGCCAGUUACAAAUGGAAUGAUUUGGACAAUGGUGUGAACAGGAGGAGUUACCUGGGACAGUACAAGUUGGAUGACAAAGGGCGUCCGCUGAACCCAAUUGGCCGCACUGGUGUCCAAGGCAGAGGGUGCCUUGGUCGAUGGGGUCCCAACCAUGCUGCAGAUCCUAUUGUUACAAAGUGGAAAAGGGAUUCGCAAGGCCACCAAGUCCUUGGGCCUGAUGAUUUACCGAUUCUGCAGUGCGUGUUGAUUCUGAGAGGAGACUGCAAUGAAUGGGCCUUGCCAGGAGGAAUGGUUGACCCAGGAGAACAUGUCUCAAAGACGUUGCAACGCGAAUUUUUGGAGGAAGCCAUGGACUCGUGCAGUGAGGAGGAAAUAAGCAAAAUCAAAAGCUUCUUCGAGUCGGAAGGAUCAGAGAUUUACAAGGGGUAUGUGGACGACCCUCGGAAUACUGACAACAGCUGGAUGGAGACAUACGCAAUGAAUUUCCAUGACCACGAUGGAUCAGUUUUUGAAAAAAUCCAACUGCAGUUUGGAGAUGACGCAGUUGGUGUCAAGUGGAGGGAUUUGACCAAAGACUUGAAGCUCUAUGCAUCCCAUUCAGAGUUCAUAGAUAUAUUACUCGAUUUGCAUAUUAAUUCCAAAUAUUUGUAACUAAUAAAUGUUUGUGUUAAAGGAUA
Messenger RNA from Cloeon dipterum, 1132 nucleotides. RefSeq names its product ADP-ribose pyrophosphatase, mitochondrial. The coding region runs from base 165 to 1106 and encodes 313 amino acids. The record is from RefSeq and is a predicted model, not a curated record. Gene Ontology annotation, molecular function: ADP-ribose diphosphatase activity. NCBI's taxonomy places the organism in Eukaryota, Metazoa, Arthropoda, Insecta, Ephemeroptera, Baetidae. The transcript has 5 exons.